Gracilinanus agilis (Agile Gracile Mouse Opossum) is the source of this 1434-nucleotide messenger RNA. Its product is annotated as proton-coupled amino acid transporter 1-like. Gene Ontology annotation, cellular component: vacuolar membrane. Lineage: Eukaryota; Metazoa; Chordata; Mammalia; Didelphimorphia; Didelphidae. Gene Ontology annotation, biological process: proton transmembrane transport; proline transmembrane transport; L-alanine transport. The record is from RefSeq and is a predicted model, not a curated record. Bases 1 to 1434 code for a protein of 477 amino acids. Gene Ontology annotation, molecular function: amino acid:proton symporter activity; L-alanine transmembrane transporter activity; L-proline transmembrane transporter activity. The transcript has 10 exons.
AUGUCUACUCAGCGACUGCGGAAUGAAGAUUACAAUGAUUAUAGUUCUACAGAGGUGAGCCCCUCUGAGACCCCUUCCAAUGGACUAGACAAUUUCUCCAAUUCAAGUUCCUACCAACGGUUUGGGGAAGUCAAUGGAACAACACGGCUCCAAACCUUGAUCCACUUACUGAAAGGGAAUAUUGGCACAGGUCUCCUGGGGCUGCCCCUGGCAGUGAAGAAUGCAGGCAUCUUGAUGGGCCCUCUUAGUCUGAUCGUGAUGGGCAUUGUGGCUACGCAUUGUAUGGGCAUCCUAGUGAAGUGUGCUCAUCACUUAUGCCGUAGGCUACAGAAACCCUUUUUGGAAUAUGGAGAUACAGUGAUGUAUGGGUUGGAAGCUAGUCCCAGCUCUUGGCUUCGAACUCAUUCCCUAUGGGGAAGGCGUAUUGUGAGUUUCUUCCUGAUUGUCACUCAGCUGGGCUUUUGCUGUGUAUAUUUUGUAUUUAUGGCUGACAACUUUAAACAGGUGGUAGAAGCAGCCAAUGGGACAACCAACAACUGCCAUAACAAUGAGACGGUGUUGCUGACACCCACCAUGGACUCCCGACUCUACAUGCUCACCUUCCUGCCCUUCUUUGUGCUGCUAGUUUUCAUCCGAAACCUCAAAGCCCUGACCUUCAUCUCAAUGUUGGCCAACAUUGCCAUGCUGGUCAGCCUUAUCAUGAUCUAUCAGCACAUUGUCCAGGGAAUCCCAGACCCUAGAAACUUGCCAUUGGUAGCAAAUUGGAAGACAUACCCUCUGUUCUUUGGUACAGCCAUAUUUGCCUUUGAAGGCAUUGGAGUGGUGCUUCCCCUGGAAAAUAAAAUGAAGGAUCCCCGGCAUUUUCCAGGCAUCCUGUAUCUGGGGAUGACUAUCAUUACCCUUCUCUACAUCACCCUGGGGUCCCUGGGCUACCUGCAGUAUGGAGCAGCUGUACAGGGCAGCCUAACCCUCAAUCUGCCCAAUUGCUGGCUGUACCAGUCUGUCAAGCUGCUUUAUUCCAUCGGAAUCUUUUUCACCUAUUCCCUGCAGUUCUAUGUCCCUGCAGAAAUCAUCAUCCCCUUUUUCGUCUCCCGGGUGACUGAGCGUUGGGCAUUGGUGGUUGACUUCUCUGUCCGCAUAGUCAUGGCCUCUCUAACAUGUGUCUUGGCCGUUUUGAUCCCCCGGUUAGACCUUGUCAUCUCCUUGGUGGGCUCUGUGAGCAGCAGUGCCCUGGCUCUGAUCAUCCCUCCACUCCUAGAGAUCACUACGUUUUACUCAGAAGGCAUGAGCCCCAUCACCAUUACUAAAGACAUCUUGAUCAGCUGCUUCGGCUUUGUUGGGUUCGUGGUGGGCACCUACCAAGCGAUCUAUGAGCUGAUCCAGCCAAGUGUAUCUCCUACCUUUUCCAACGUUACUAGUGCCUUUGUUCAAUGA